This is a messenger RNA of Marmota monax (woodchuck), 3827 nucleotides long. It is a transcript of the gene Sipa1, whose product is annotated as signal-induced proliferation-associated 1. The record is from RefSeq and is a predicted model, not a curated record. Lineage: Eukaryota; Metazoa; Chordata; Mammalia; Rodentia; Sciuridae. Gene Ontology annotation, molecular function: protein binding; GTPase activator activity. Bases 451 to 3594 code for a protein of 1047 amino acids. Gene Ontology annotation, cellular component: Golgi apparatus; plasma membrane; cytoplasm. Gene Ontology annotation, biological process: epithelial cell morphogenesis; establishment of epithelial cell polarity; regulation of small GTPase mediated signal transduction. The transcript is spliced from 16 exons.
GCCCCCAGGCGGAGCCGGAGCCGAGCCGGGAGCCGGAGCUGGAGGACUGGCAGCAAGACCCCAGCGCGGGAGGCUGCUGUGAUCGAUUGGGCGGGAGCCCCAGAGGUACUGGUGGGAGUGGGGUUCGGGAAGCCCUGAGGUCGGGCCAGACAGGGACAAAGUGGCCUGGCCGCAAGCACUGGUGGUGUUGGGGUGGAGACGAGGCUUCUCACCGCGUUCGCUGCCUGCACCCUCCCAACCUCCCUCCGGCUCCAGCUCAGUCCCGAGUCAGCAUGUCCAGUCCUCUGCCUCCGUCUGACGACUCCCAGUCCCUCCUCUUCAUGACGGCUUAACCCGACUGGUGAGCCGGGCAGAAACAGCUAGCUGCCACAACCUCGGCCUUCAGGCUGGGCACCAAGCACCCUUGUCUGCCAAUGCAACCCGGCUCCCAGAGAGUCAGGCCCACAGAGCAUGCCCAUGUGGGCCGGCGGCGUGGGGAGCCCUCGGCGGGGCAUGGCCCCAGCACCCAGCGAUGACCUCUUCGCCCGUAAGCUGCGCCAGCCAGCCAGGCCCCCACUGACACCACACACCUUCGAGCCAAGGCCAGCUCGGGGCCCACUCCUGCGCAGUGGCAGUGGCCCACUCCUGCGCAGUGGCAGUGAUGCAGGCGAGGCCCGACCCCCUACACCAGCCAGCCCUCGGGCCAGGGCCCACAGUCACGAGGAAGCCAGUCGUCCUGCUGCAGCCCCCACCCGGCUCUUCACGGACCCACUGGCAUUGCUGGGGCUGCCUGCUGAGGAACCAGAGCCCACCUUCCCACCAGUGCUGGAGCCCCGGUGGUUUGCUCACUAUGAUGUCCAGAGCAUGCUCUUUGAUUGGGCUCCACGGCCACGGGGAACAGGGGGCCAUGUGGAAUCCAGCUCUGGGACCCCGGCCUCAGUCGAGGACCAGGCUGCGAGCUCAGACCUGCUGCUUGGGGCACCUGGAUUUGUGAGCGAGCUUGGGGGUGAGGGCGAGCUAGGCCUAGGUGGACCAGUGUCCCCACCUGUGCCCCCUGCACUGCCCAACGCCUCCGUGUCUGUCCUGGAAGAGCCACAGAACCGGACUGCGGCCUACAGCCUGGAGCACGCAGACUUGGGUGCUGGCUACUACCGCAAAUACUUCUAUGGUAAAGAACACCAGAACUUCUUCGGGAUGGACGAGGUGCUGGGCCCGGUGGCAGUGAGCCUGCGGCGGGAGGAGAAAGAAGGCAGCGGAGGGAGUACCCAGCACAGCUACCGCAUCAUUGUCCGGACCACACAGCUCCGGACCCUCCGAGGCACCAUCUCAGAGGACGCACUGCCACCAGGCCCCCCACGAGGCCUGUCUCCGAGGAAACUUCUGGAGCAUGUGGCACCACGAUUAAGCCCAACAUGCCUGCGUCUGGGCUCGGCUUCCCCCAAGGUGCCUCGCACCCUCCUUACACUGGAUGAACAAGUGCUGAGCUUCCAGCGCAAGGUGGGCAUCCUGUACUGCCGGGCCGGCCAGGGCUCAGAGGAGGAGAUGUACAACAACCAGGAGGCGGGGGCAGCCUUCACGCAGUUCCUCACCUUGCUGGGCGAUGUGGUGCGGCUCAAAGGCUUUGAGAGUUACCGGGCCCAGCUAGACACCAAAACGGAUUCCACGGGCACGCAUUCCCUCUACACCACGUACCAGGACCAUGAGAUCAUGUUCCACGUGUCCACGAUGCUGCCUUACACUCCUAAUAACCAGCAGCAGCUCCUGAGGAAGCGUCACAUCGGCAAUGACAUUGUGACCAUCGUGUUCCAGGAGCCGGGCAGCAAGCCCUUCUGCCCUACCACCAUCCGUUCGCACUUCCAGCAUGUGUUCUUAGUGGUGCGGGCGCAUGCUCCCUGCACGCAGCACACGUCCUACAGGGUGGCUGUGAGCCGCACCCAGGACACUCCAGCCUUUGGACCAGCUCUGCCCCCGGGUGGAGGCCCCUUUGCAGCCAACGCUGACUUCCGGGCCUUCCUGCUCGCCAAGGCUCUCAAUGGUGAGCAGGCAGCCACACAUGCACGCCAAUUCCACGCCAUGGCUACACGCACGCGCCAGCAAUACUUACAGGACCUGGCUACCAAUGAGGUGACGACUACAUCGCUGGACUCAGCUUCCCGCUUUGGCCUGCCCUCCCUAGGCGGCAGGCGCCGGGCCACCCCUCGGGGACCAGGCACUGAGCUGCAGGCGGCGGGUGCACUGAUGUGGGGCGUGCGCGCAGCUCCAGGGGCGCGGGUUGCGGCCGGAGCCCAAGCAGGAGGACCCGACAGUGCCGAGGUGCCGUGCCUGCUGGGCAUUUCGGCGGAGGCACUGGUGCUGGUGGCGCCUCGGGACGACCGCGUAGUCUUCAACUGUGCCUGUCGUGAUGUGCUGGCCUGGACCUUCUCCGAGCAGCAGCUCGACCUGUACCAUGGCCGCGGGGAGGCGAUCACCUUGCGGUUCGAAGGGGACCCCGGACAAGCGGUGGGCGAGGUCGUGGCGCGCCUGCAGCUGGUAAGCCGAGGUUGCGAGACCCGGGAGCUGGCGCUUCCCCGCGACGGCCAGGGCCGCCUGGGCUUCGAGGUGGACGCGGAGGGUUUCAUCACGCAUGUGGAGCGCUUCACGUUUGCUGAGACUGCUGGGCUGCGGCCCGGGGCGCGCCUGCUGCGCGUAUGCAGCCAGACGCUGCCCAGCCUUGGCCCCGAGGCUGCUGCCCAGCUGCUACGCUCUGCGCCCAAGGUCUGCGUCACUGUCCUGCCCCCCGAUGAGAGCGGCAGGCCCCGCAGGAGCUUUUCGGAGCUGUACACGCUGUCUCUGCAGGAGCCCAGCCGGCGGGGAGCUGCAGAACCUCUGCAGGAUGAGACCCCCAAGGUAGUCCUGCUGCCCACCACAAAGCAGCUGCUGCACCUAUGCCUGCAGGAUGGCAGUGGCCCUCCAGGGGCUAAGGAUCUGGCAGAGGAGAGGACUGAGUUCCUACACAGCCAGAACCCACCAUCGCCCCACAGCUCCCUGUCAGAUGAGGCCCCAGUCUUGCCUGACACCACCCCGGACCUCCUACUGGCCACCACUGCCAAGCCAUCGACACCUGGUGCUGGCAGAGAGAUACCUCCCUUCAAGGACCGGCCAGGCAGCCCCAGUGGCCAUGAGGACUCAGCCCCAGAACUGAGGGCCUCCUUCUUGCCACGAACCUUGUCUCUGAGGAACUCUAUCAGCAAGAUCAUGUCAGAGGCCGGCAGUGAGACCCUGGAGGACGAGUGGCAGUCCAUCUCAGAGAUUGCCUCCACUUGCAACACCAUUCUCGAGUCACUAUCCCGGGAGGGACAGCCCAUCCCAGAGAGCGGAGACCCCAAGGGAACUCCAAAGUCUGAUGCUGAGCCAGAACCUGGGAGUCUAUCAGAGAAAGUCUCUCACCUGGAGUCCAUGCUCAGGAAGCUGCAGGAAGACCUUCAGAAGGAGAAGGCAGACAGGGCAGCCCUGGAGGAGGAGGUGAGGAACCUGCGGCACAACAACCAGCGGCUACUGGCUGAGUCGGAGAGCGCCGCCACCCGCCUGCUCCUGGCUUCCAAGCAGCUGGGCUCCCCCGCUCCGGACCUGGCCUGAGCUCACCCACAGCCCCAGGCUAACGAUGGACCUACUUAGAACUGCCUGGGCCCUGCAGAGUACUUGGGUCACACCAGCCCUGGGCCCUCCUCAGGAUCCCUCCCUGCGCCAAGGCGUGUCUGAGCACUGCCCCAACUCCCCAGUCCAUUUGGUGGCAAAGGUGCCCUAUUCGUCCCUGUUUGUAAAUAUUUUGUGGAGACAAGGGGACGACAGGGAGUAAAGAAGCCACAGUA